CUAUUUAAUUUUUACAUAUUUAUUUCAUGAAGAAAUAAAUUUUAAAAAAUAAUUUAAAUCCUCAUAAUAUAGAGAAUAAAAGACUUGGAUAAUUUGUGUAGCGUGGGAAGUUUGGAUAUGAAGGUAUGAUGGUACGGUGCCUGUUCGUCAAAAGUACGGAUGACCUGGAUGCACGCGAUAUUAUGUACCAGUCUCUGUGAACAUCUAGCAUAAAGCAGAUUUAAAUUUCCUUGGAUUAACUUGAAAAUUCAGUCUGGCAUCAAAUAAGAUUGGCUAUUGCAUAUUGCGUGUGUUGACUUGACUCGUUACUAUAGUAAUCAGGAUAUUUCGAUUACAUAUACAUGCAAACUCAGUGUCGUUGUACACCCUUUUAUAUAAAUUUUUUAUAUUUUUUUUUUGUUCAUUUAUUUUCUCCCUAAAAAGAUUGAUUUUUAUAUUGAAGUCUAUAUGUAGUUGUAGGAUCAAGUUUCAUGUCAUUAUGAAAACGGCAUGCUAGCGACUAACUACACACGAAAUUCAGGAUGUGUUGAUAUUUCAUCACCAUCAUCAGUCUAUUCAGUACGUCCAAAAUUUAACAUUAAAUUAUAUCAUCAUAAACCAACAAAAAUUAAUUAUUCACAAAUUGAUAAUGCUGCUGCAAUUGGACGACCAAAACGUUUUAAAAUUCGAAGAUUAAAUUCUAUUGGACAUACAAUGGAUUUAUUAAAAAAACAAAAAAUUCCUGAUUACACUGAUACAGCCUACAAAGAAGCUGUUUCGAAAUUAAAAUAUUUAUUGGCUGAAUCAUAUACUCCAAGAACAUCUAGAAGAAUUUAUCAGGAUAAAAAUAUUUAUCCAAGAAGUACAUCGAGAAAUCGAGGAUUAUUGAAUGACAUUGAUUUACAAAGUGUCAUUAGUGAUAAUACAACAUUACCAGAUAAAAAUAAUCAACAAAGUACAUCAAUAUUAACACAAGUUGAUGAUUCAUCAGCUCCAUCACGUGAAUUAAAGACAUUGAUUAUGCGUCAAGAAGAAUAUAUUGAACAACUUGAACAAGAAUCACGUUAUUGUAAAGAUGAAUUAAAAAAUUUACUUGGUAAAAUACGUAAUGUUGUUGCUGAAAAUGAAUUAUUACAUGAUAAAAAUAAAAUGGCAUUAUUGAAAAGUUUUUUAAAUGAACAUAAUAAUGAUAAUAACAAUGAAAAUAUUGAUAAUAAAAAAUUAAUACAAAAAAAUUCAUUAACAAAAAUUAAAUCACGUGAUAAUUUAUUAUUUGAUUGUGGAUCAUCAAAAAUAAUAUUUGAAUCAAGAAUAAGUGAAUUAGAAGCACAAUUAACACAAUGUAAAAUUGAAUUAAAAAAAGCACUUGAAGAUAUUAAUACUAAAAAUAUUAGUGAUAAAAAUACAUCAAUAAAUCGUGAAAAUAAUGAUACAAUUGAACAAGUUAUACGUGAAAAAUGUGAGUUAACAAAUAAAAUUGAUGAUUUAACUAAAAAUUUAAAAUUAUCACGUGAACGUGAAGCUGAAGCAAAUCAAAAAAUUAAAAAUGCAAUUGAAAAUAAACAACAAAUUGAAUAUGAAAAAAGUCAAGCUGAAAUGGAAGUUCGUAGAUUAAAAGAUGAUCUAGAAAGACAACGUCAUAAAAUACGUGAAGUUGGACAAGAAAAUUGUCGUAAAUUAGCUGAAGAAAGACAUGAAGUUGAACGUAGAUAUGGACAACAAGUUGAACAGUUAUCAGCUGAUGUUGCAACUCAUUGGGAUGUUGCAUCGAAAUCACAAUUAGAAAUCGAAAAACAAAGAAGAGAAAUAUUCGAUUUAAAACGUGAACUUGGACAAAAACAAGCAAUCAUUGAUGAUUUAAAAAAAGAAUUAUUAUCAAAAAUAUCAAACCUUCAAAAUGAUAUUUAUCAGGUGACAACAGAAAAAGAUUCAUUGGAGCAAGAAUUAGCAACAGCAAAAUUAGCUGCUGAUAGAAGUGAACGUCAUGCAAGACAAGAACAAAGUCGUUAUCAAAGUGAAAUUAAUUCUUACAAGCAAAGAAUUGAAAGAGCUGAUGCUGAUAUUGUUCAUUGUCGUCGUGAAAAUUUACGUUUAUCAGAACAAAUAGCAUCACUUGAAAAAGAGCUUAGUAUGAGUAAAAUGAUACGAACAACAGAUACACCAUCAGUUAUAAUUUCAACCCAAUCAAAAACAGCUGAAAAUGAAAUGUCUGGUUUAAUUAAAAAUAUGGAAGUCAAACAUGCUGCUACUGUGGGUGGUCUAGAAAACGCUCUCAGCAGACAAGCGAUGCUCGUCUCACGAUUGACUGCUGAAUGCCAAAUUCUCACACAACGUUUGGAAGCAAACAACCUCAUGCACAAGGAACAGAUGGGCAACCUCCAAACCAACAUAGAAUAUCUGUCGACUAAAAUACGUGAAACAUUUGCUCAACAACAAAAAGCACAAGAAAGCUACGUUUCAGAAACAGAUAAUUCAUCAGCACAAAUUGAAAAUCCAUCAAGCACCACAAAAUCAACAGAUAAUCAACUAAAAAAUUCACAAGAAAAUAAUGAAAAUACAGAUAUAAAUCAGGCAAAUUAUGAACAAGAUAAUAAUCAAAAUUACGAAACGUAUCCAAAUGAUUAUAAUGAACAAAAUUAUACACAAUAUGAGCAAUAUGAUCCAUCAAUGUAUCAAGAAAAUACUCAACCAGUUACCAAUGAAGAUGGAAAUAAUUAUCAAAAUUCACAGUAUGAUAAUUAUCCAACAAAUUAUAAUGUUGAUGAUAAUGUUGAUAAUUCACAAGCUCCUAGUCAAUCACAAAAUGAUCAGCAACAAUAUGAUGAUCAACAAAAAUUAUAAACUCACCAAAAAAAUAAAUAAAAAACAUUGUAUCGUUAUAAUUAAAUAUCAAUAUAUAAAAAUAAAAUUAAAAAAUAAUUUAAAAAA
Messenger RNA from Aphidius gifuensis, 2907 nucleotides. Its product is annotated as serologically defined colon cancer antigen 8 homolog. The record is from RefSeq and is a predicted model, not a curated record. The transcript has 7 exons. Gene Ontology annotation, biological process: establishment of cell polarity; centrosome cycle; tube formation. NCBI's taxonomy places the organism in Eukaryota, Metazoa, Arthropoda, Insecta, Hymenoptera, Braconidae. Gene Ontology annotation, cellular component: centrosome; centriole. Bases 490 to 2820 code for a protein of 776 amino acids.